Messenger RNA from Notolabrus celidotus (New Zealand spotty), 724 nucleotides. RefSeq names its product cytochrome c oxidase assembly protein COX19 (gene cox19). Bases 141 to 428 code for a protein of 95 amino acids. The transcript is spliced from 3 exons. Gene Ontology annotation, cellular component: mitochondrial intermembrane space. Lineage: Eukaryota; Metazoa; Chordata; Actinopteri; Labriformes; Labridae. The record is from RefSeq and is a predicted model, not a curated record. Gene Ontology annotation, biological process: mitochondrial respiratory chain complex IV assembly.
UCUGUCUGACUAAAACAAGACGUCAUAACAACGCGACGCAGGACUGUUUCUGUUGCAGUAACCCUUUAUUACACAGUUCAUGCAGUAGCCGUGAAACAUAUCAGUCACUGCUCUUACAGCAGGAACUGUAAACAUUGAAUAUGUCGACUGCUAUGAAUUUCGGGACCAAAAGUUUUAAACCUCGGGCUCCUGACAAAGGCUCGUUCCCUCUGGAUCACUUCGGAGAGUGUAAAGCCUUCAAAGAGAAGUUCAUGAAAUGCCUGAGAGAGAACAGCUUCGACAACUCGAUGUGCAGACUACAGUCCAAAGACUACCUGGAAUGCCGCAUGGACAAUCAGCUAAUGGCCAAGGAGCCCAUGGAGAAACUGGGGUUCAAGGACUUGAUGGAUACACCUCCCAGCCAAGCAGACAAAGACGCUAAACCUUGAAGAAAGAUAUCCCACAAAAGCAAAAAGGAAAAGGCUGCUGUAACAUUCUCAAUGAAAGUUACAACAGCUGAAAAGACUUACCUUGAGGAUCAUGCUGGCCUUUAAAACCAAGGAGAUACUGGGAUUUACAUGGUGGCCUCUGUGGUUACAGAGCAUUCACUGAGUUUAUCAAUCCUUUAUGUCAAUAAAACAAAGUUGAAAAAAAUAUAUACAUACACUUCUAAAGUGCAAUGGAGAGAUGCUGCUUUUACAUAUCCAUAAAUAUUUUGUAAAUAAACAAACUGUCUAUAAAUUGG